This is a messenger RNA of Alligator mississippiensis (American alligator), 3934 nucleotides long. RefSeq names its product lysyl oxidase like 1 (gene LOXL1). The coding region runs from base 445 to 2301 and encodes 618 amino acids. The record is from RefSeq and is a predicted model, not a curated record. The transcript is spliced from 7 exons. Gene Ontology annotation, biological process: peptidyl-lysine oxidation. NCBI's taxonomy places the organism in Eukaryota, Metazoa, Chordata, Crocodylia, Alligatoridae. Gene Ontology annotation, molecular function: copper ion binding; protein-lysine 6-oxidase activity.
CCUGAAAACCUCCAAAGUUUUCACAGCCUGUUGCUUAUUCAUUCAGUUCAGGAGUAAAGCCAUCCAGCAUAGAGAGAGGGAGAGAAGGAGCAAGCAAGCUGGAGAAAGGAACAUCCUUGCUGAGGACAUAGCAGCAAUGUGAAGAACACUCCCGGGGAAGCCCCGCAAGCCUUUGCAAGAUCUGAAGUGACUCUUUUCUUCGUCUCUCAUCUCUCCAGCCGACUGGGCAUAUAUUGGCUGCACAAUGCAGCCUGCAGGCAAGCUGUGUCGCUUAGAGCGAGCCGGGAAUGGACAAAGUUGGAUCUAUUAACAUCAGGAAACGGGGACGGAGGCUUUGGAGAAAGAAAACAGUUACCUGGCAGAGAGCACUCAGGCUGCCUCCCCCUUUGGUUUUGUUUUAAAAGAACUAGUCAUUAAAGGAGCCCUCUUUUCUCCUUGGCCACCAUGACGGCUCGUGGCUUUUGGGACCUGUGGGCUCUGAUGGGCUGCGGGGUCUUUCUGCUGGCCCACGGGCAACAGCCACAGGGCAGCAACGAGCGGUGGAGGCAGAUGAUCCAGUGGGAGAACAACGGCAGGCUGUACAGCCUCUUGAAUACCGGGUCGGAGUACCUGCCCGCUGGCCAGGAGAGAGCAGACAGCACCACCAGGGUCCUGCUUGCUGAUACACCCCGGACCCAGGGCAGAAGGGCGCAAGGGAAUGUCCGGAGGCAAGCGCCCACCUUGCCAGUCAGAGCAGGCUCUGACACUGUCCGAGGCCAAACGCGGCACCCGUUUGGCUUCGGCCAAGUCCCAGACAACUGGAGGGAAGGAGCUGUUGGAGACGGUGGCAACUCCCAACGGGUUAGGCCGUCCCCGGCUCGGCAACGACAGACCAGCUCUGCCUCGUCCUCCUCUUCCUCGUUUGCCUACUCCUCCUUUGGGCAGCCCUCCUACUCCCAGUUCCCCUAUGCCCAGCCCCCCUUUGUGAACCAGUAUGAGACCUAUGACCCCCAGGUGCCCCGACUCUAUGAUGAGGGGUACAUGUACUACCGCAGCACAGGGACUGGAGGGGGUGCUGUUGCAUCGGCAGCGGCGGGUGCCAGCGUUAUAUACCCCUUCCAGCCCAGAGUAAGGUACGAGGAGUACGGGGAGGACCAGAAUCCCUACAGAGCCCAGGGGUACUACCCUGCUCAGGAGAGACCCUACGUCCAAGUGCCCCACCAGCCCCAACCCCAGCCCCAGCCCCAACCCCAACCCCAACCCCAGCCCUCCGAUGGACUGGAUCGGAGGUACUCCCACAGCUUGUACCAUGACACCGGCACCACCUUUGAACAAGGCUUCCAGGACUCUUAUUCAGCUGCACAGAACCGACAGCCAACAGGACAGGGAAUCUCUGCUACGGACAACUUACAGGUCAACCCAGGGUCCCCUGUGGGGGCUGGCCCUGGGUAUGGGUCUGACCCACGAUUUGGGCUCUACCCACCUUACGGAAAUGUCCCGGCAGAGCCGUACGUCCCGCCUCGCAACGUGGAACCCCAGCCGCCUUUCCGGCCCUUGGAUCCCUACGGGGUACCGAGGCCUGAACCCUACCUGCCCGUGAGGAACCCAGAGGCACCACAAGUGAUACCAGACAACUCGGGUGCUAGCCAGGCCCGGGUCAGCGUGGGCAGCGUUUACCGACCCAGCCAGAACGGACGAGGCCUCCCUGACUUAGUGCCUGAUCCAAACUAUGUCCAAGCUUCCACCUACGUCCAGAGAGCUCACCUCUACUCUCUGCGCUGUGCUGCUGAAGAGAAGUGCCUUGCCAGCACUGCCUACACUGCUGAGGCCACCGACUACGACAUCCGGGUUCUGCUGAGGUUUCCUCAACGGGUGAAGAACCAGGGCACGGCAGAUUUCCUGCCCAACCGGCCACGCCACACCUGGGAAUGGCACAGCUGCCAUCAGCACUACCACAGCAUGGAUGAGUUCAGCCAUUACGAUCUGCUUGAUGCCUCCACAGGGAGGAAGGUGGCAGAAGGACACAAAGCCAGCUUCUGCCUGGAGGACACCACCUGUGACUUUGGGAACCUGAAGCGCUAUGCCUGCACAUCACACACCCAGGGCUUGAGUCCCGGCUGUUAUGACACCUAUAACGCUGACAUUGACUGCCAGUGGAUUGACAUAACAGACGUACAACCUGGCAAUUACAUCUUAAAGGUUCAGGUGAACCCAAAAUACAUAGUACUGGAGUCAGACUUCACCAACAACGUGGUGAGGUGCAACAUUCAUUAUACUGGACGUUUCGUGGCUACUACAAACUGCAAAAUUGCCCAGUCUUGAUCCAAACAGGGCUAGAAGGGUAACACAUGACGCUGACUUCUCCACCCAAAUUCAGCCCUUAAGAUGGCACUUGGAAUGACCUGUUCUGGGACAUGAGACACUGGGCACGUCAGAUGUUUCUCUAAUCCAUCAACUUCUCAAGAUCAAACCCAUUGCUUAAUUUUAAGAAACAUGAGUGAAAUAAGAGUGGUUAUUUUAAAUAUUUUUAUACUUAACUUUCUUUAAUCUUUGGUUUUUAUUCUGUUUCCAAGUGGAGAUUGCUGAUACUUUAGACUGAAUAAAACCAGGGUUGUUACUCUGUCACGCACUGCCAUUGCCUGUAGAUUACACACUAUAUCAAUAGAUAGCUCUAUUGUCUAAACUGUGCCCUUCUGUGUUUUAAUGGUGGAAUCUCUUGUGGCUUUAGAAAUCCUACUCCACCAUCUCAAGGUGAGACUACAGCUAAGGUUUUGGUGUAAUUGGACUUGGGAGUAGUCAGAACGUCUAUUGUCAAGCCCAAGUUGUUCUACUUACAGAUCCCCCACCCCUUUACCAGACAUAGAAGGCUUGAACCUGCUUUCAGUAACUGUAACAUUACUUCCCAGUUACUUUUAGUCUAUUAUUUGUAUUUCUGUAGUAUCUAGGAGCUCUGGUCAUGAACUGGGACCCCAUGAUGCUAGACUCUGUACCAACGCAGGACAAAGAGACGGUCCUGGCUGCCACAAAUAGUUACGAUCUAAAUAAAGUUCUUCAACGUGCAACUCCACUUCAUGUGGAUGGCACAGCUAGUGGAACGACUCCUAACUUACAUUGCUGUAAUUCAGCUCUGAAUCUGGCAGGGAGUUUUAAUAGGAUACUGUCAACCUCACUGAGGCUCAGGAUUUAUAUUUUGUUUAAUGAAAUAAAAAGUGGGGAAGGAUUUACCACCCCUAAAUAAGACUGGAAAGAUGUUUUAUGGUCAUGAUUUAGAACAACUAAUCACAAUAGGUUGUUGCUUUAUCAUUUCUUAAUUCAAGUUCAGCCUUUCCCUGCAGUGUCAUGAACCCAAACACCAGCUGGGCAUGAGUGUUAUGGAAUGAAAAGUGCAAGUGAAUUUGAGCAAUGCCGCAGAUGGGUCUGGUUUCACUGCCCCACAAGCUAAGGGAAAGGUACAGAGGGUGAUGUUCAUCCUCACAGAGAAGACCAAUGCAGAGAGCUUAAGUGGUGAAGAGGCCUUCGGCUUGGCUUUCUGCAGAGGAGUGAAUCGCAUACCAAGUGAAUAUAUGGCAUUAAUGGGGACAAAUACCUUCAGUGUUAAUACUCUAAGGGAUAUUGCAUAAGUACUUGAAGAAAUACUAUUGCAGGGAUAGUAUUAGCUAUACACGUUGUUAUAGUUCUCCAGGCUUCAUAACUGACUAGUGGUUGAAACCCAUCCAAAGCCCUAGAUCCAAACUCCACACCAUUCUUUGUCAACACUGAGGGUAUGGUUCAGCCUGACUAGAUCGACACCUUUCCUACCUGAGGCCUGUGUCUUUGCUCCAUAACAGUAUGGAAUAGCCCGAUGAAAAACGAGAGCUCAAUGACAGGCUUAAAGCUAUUUACAGGUGAUACAGUGCCUCUCUCUUUUGUGAGCUGACAACUGAAAUAAAGUCUUUUUUCCAAUCACUAUAAAGAA